AUGGUCGCUUCCACGAUUCCUCCGUCGUCAGAUGUCGCCAAGCCCGAACGGGAGCUGAAUGGCUCCAAAACGGAUAGUAGCAUCGCCGUGACAAAUGAAGAUGACCAGGAGUUGUUGAGACUUGGCUACCGUGCAGUCCUGGCUCGAGGAUGGGGCACGUUUGACAACUUUGCGUGCUCCUUCUCGGCCUUGUAUUGUAUUGGAGGUAUCCGAGUGCUCUUUUACAUUGCUCUCAGUAACGGAGGUCCCGCUGCGCUGUGGAGCUCAUGGAUCUCCGGCAGUAUACUCUCGAUAAUCACCGCCGCAUGCCUUGCGGAAGCGUGCUCUGCCUAUCCAGCCGCUGGGUCGAUCUACUACUGGGCCUAUAGAUCGUGGGGCGGUGGUCGCUUGGGCCGAUUCAUCUCUUACCUGAUCGCCGCCUGGACACUCGUUGCCUGGACGGCAUUCCUGGCGAGUGACUCCUUCGGGGUGGCCAACUACCUGCUAUCGGAAAUCGUGGUCUUCAAUCCAGCCACGACUUUUCCGAUCAGCACGUCCGAUGUCAAUGCUCGGGCGAUCGCGUGGGCCCUCUCCCUCGGGUUCUUGGCUCUGGCGACAGCGUUGAAUUUCUUGCCGCCUCGUAUGUACGCGUGGGUAUUCCGGACUGGCUUUGCUGUCAUCGUUUUGGACAUGUUACUCAACUUCAUCUGGCUGCCGAUUGGGGUAGCCCGAACAUAUGGCUUCCAGUCCGCGGAGUACGUCUUUACUUCUACAUAUAAUGGCGAGGGUACCGCUCCAGGCCUUAACUGGGUGCUCUCAUGGUUCCUCGUCUCGAGCUGUCUUGUGGGCGAGGACGCGUCGGGCCAUGUGGCCGAGGAAACCAUCUCUGCAAAGAAGGCGGCUGCCAAAGGUGUGUUUUGGUCGACCGUCGCUUCCGCACUGUGUGGAUUCCCCAUUAUCAUCCUGUUUUUGUUCUGCAUGCCGCCCAUUGAAACGUUUUACAACACCACCGCGCCUCAGCCGUUCAUCAACAUGUAUGCCCUUGCGCUGGGCCCUCGUGCGCACGUGGUCAUGACUGUCAUUUCUAUGAUCGGCGCGAUUCUGAACACCUCCAUCUCCCUGGUUGCUGUCUCCCGCCUGGUCUUUGCUGUUGCUCGAGACGGUGUCUUCCCCUACAGCGACGUGCUCUCUCGAGUCUCGAAGAAAAAGCAGCCUCUCAAUGCGGUCAUUUUCAUUGCAGUCAUUGCAGCGCUUUUGCUCUGCACGCAGCUUCCUUCACAAGUGGCCUUUGCAAGCCUGAUCUCAACCUCGGCUGCCGGCUCCAUCGCGGCUUACGGCCUCGUGGGGAUUGGACGGGCUUUUAUCACGCGCGAUUCAUUCCGUCCGGGCUUCUGGGACAUGGGUUGGUUUGGUGUCGUGGCGGCCGUUGUCACCUUUCUCUGGAACACUUUUGCCUUUGCAGUGCUAUGCGCACCUCAAUACUCCAACGAUGCAAUUGACCGGGAUUCUGGACUGUUCAAUUACGCCAUCGUCAUCAUGGGUGGAGUGACCAUCAUUGCAUUGUUUGAAUGGUGGAGAAAGUCCCAGAAUGACUGGUUCCAGCACCUCGAGACGCCGGGGUCUCCGUCUGAAAUCGAGACCCAGACCCUGAGUGACCAGAAUGCGGCCGUUACUUCCCUGGAGAAGCACAAUGCUGUGUGA
Penicillium diatomitis is the source of this 1680-nucleotide messenger RNA. RefSeq names its product amino-acid permease. Gene Ontology annotation, biological process: transmembrane transport. Gene Ontology annotation, cellular component: membrane. Lineage: Eukaryota; Fungi; Ascomycota; Eurotiomycetes; Eurotiales; Aspergillaceae. The transcript has 2 exons. Bases 1 to 1680 code for a protein of 559 amino acids. The record is from RefSeq and is a predicted model, not a curated record. Gene Ontology annotation, molecular function: transmembrane transporter activity.